CAACCUGCUUUUCAUUGUGGCAUCAGGAGGAGCGACAAGUGGUAGCACCAUGACGAUCGUCCGCUAUUGUCUAUUGCUGCUUUUUGUGUUCCUGCUGCCAACUUACAGCGAGGCUUUGAAGUGCUACACCUGCAUGGGCUCUAAUAACGAUGACUGCAACCGACAAGGCUCCAAAUCCUGUCCCAGCUACCCUGACGCCUGUGCGGUGGUGGUGGGCCAUGACAGUGGCGUGAUGAAGUCGUGUUCCUACAAGUCUUUCUGCAGUCAGGCCAGCAGCCAGGGAUACAGAGCGCCAGGGGUCAGAGUUCACUGCUGCUACAGUGAUGACUGCAACAUUAAAAGCUUCGCCUCUCCGCUGCCAGGAUUCAGCUUUUGGCUGCUGUCUUUUCUGCUACUUUUGCACUGACAUUUUUUCACAGGACACACAGACAACCUGAUCAUGCCAACAAGAAUCCAUUCAGCAUUCAAAUGCCAACAAAAUGCCAAAAAGACUGCCUGUUUUCACACUUGAUGUCAUCCUACUGAUCACUACUCCACUUAACUUUGGUUAAUGUAUUUAUUGGAGUGCAAGACAUUAAGAAAAUGCUGCAUACUGAGCAGUGAAGUAAUGCUUAUGAACCGUAUAAAUAAAUCAGUCAACUAGCUGCAUCUUUGAUGGCAGAUAGGCACUGACCAGUUUGCUAAUCUUGAGUAAAAAUACCACAUUGUCAUGGCAUUUGCACAUUUUCUUUCAACACUUGAAAGAAAAUCAAUCUAAUUGCUCUUAGUUAAAGUGAAAAGCAACAACUAUUUGCUGCUGCUUCAAAAUAUAGAUUUUUAGUUCUAUUAAUAUUGUACAUUAAAAAAAAAAAUCUAUUUACUGUUAUUAUGCUUUCAAAGCAUUGACUUAACCCUGAACUAUAGAUGAUGUGGGGCCAACUCCUGACACAAGUUCACAAAUUUCACAUGAAAAUUACAACAAUAGAUCAGUUUCAAAGGUUGUAGCUCCUGUCAACAUCAGUUGUUACAAAGCUAUAUUUUUAUUACUGUAAAGGGUCCUUCAUAAACAAGGGACACAUUCAAGAGAUGUCUUCAUCCAACUUAGAAAGGACCCAGUUUUAAGGUUUUUACAUAGUCCAAUCAAAUAAAACAAAAUAACAAAGCUCACAUUCAUGCUUGCUUGAACUUGCUAAAACAUUUAGUUAUUUGAAAAAAAAAAGAAAAAAAAGAUCAUUUUGGGGGACCAAAAACCUAUGUAUAUGUUUUUUUACUACCGAGAAAUAUUUCCAAACUGAAAAAUCUUUCAGUCUUGUAAGUGAGGAAAAAAAUAAUAGAAGCUUUCUUUCAGCCAAUAGUGCAGUAACAAGUGGAGGCGGGGUGAUGCUCUCCUAAAGCCAGAAAAAACUGGUCAUUUUGACAUUUUCUCUGGCCUGUUUUUAAACACAGUGUAAGGUAUAGAAAUACUUUAUAAUUCUGCUUUUCCACUCCCUUUUCUGUCUUGUAAAAAUGAUGAACCCCAUAUUAGAUGCUUUACCACGUCUAAACAAUCCAGUAUUUGAGCACAGUUUGCGCUGAAAUAAACUGUCCUGUAUUUAAAAAACACCAAGGAGUGUACUCAGCUGGCAUGUUUUCUUUGCUUUUUGUCAUUAGCCUCCUUCCUGCCAAUCACUAACUUGGAUCGUCUCAAUGCUCCUGAUAGGAAGUGAGAAAAAGCCUCUCACACGCUGUUCACUACCAUAGUCCUUUUACACGCCUGUGGCCAGAUGUGCUACUCUGAGAUAAAUUUGCUGUAUUUUGAAGUUAUUUAGGGAGUUACUGACAUUAUGAACAGAAUCUGGACUCACCUCACAGACAAAGAGGUGGCAGCAUUUCUGACUGAAGGAAUUCAUGUUUUGAUGUGCAUUACAUUAAAGUUUGUCACUAUUUGUGUCUUUAUGUAUAUUUAGAGCUGUUAAUCUGAAAUAAUGAAAAGGUGAAUGUAAUAUGACUAGAGUGUUCAUUCCUGUCAAUAUGUGCAUUUGUUGCUGUGGAUUUUUUAAAUACACCAGUGAAUUAUUGUGUGAAGAUAUAAAGACCCUUAUGUUCUCUGCAGAGUAUUAAAGGUUUACUCAUUAGAUCAUUAUGUCUAUUUAACUUCAGACAUUUAAUGAUUAAGUUUAUUCAUUUUCAUAGUGGACGUAACACAACAAACAAUGUCAAUAAUUUUUUAAAACAGAAAUUUAGAAUGCGAAUUUUAAACCUAUUGUGGAUUUGUUUUAUACCAGAAACAGGCUUCAAUACAUAAAUACACUACACUUAAUGUUUGGUUGAAAGUCCCGUAGAAAAUUGGAGAAAAAAAAAAAACAUACAAAUUUGUAGCCAUGAACAAGAUUCUGGCAAAAAAUUUUGGUUGAAUAUUUGAGGACUCAAGUUCAUUUUAGAUCUUGUUUAGUCCUUGUUUUUGUAGUAUGGGUGCUUUUUUGAAAUUUUAAGAGAGGUCUAAGUCAGCUUUCUUUCAGAAUCCUAUUGCAAAACCAGCCUAAUUCCCCCAAUACCAGUUUUGAUGUGAGUUUGAAUUUCAACUGUAUAGAACUGAGA
Xiphophorus maculatus (southern platyfish) is the source of this 2556-nucleotide messenger RNA. It is a transcript of the gene ly6pge, whose product is annotated as prostate stem cell antigen-like. The record is from RefSeq and is a predicted model, not a curated record. Lineage: Eukaryota; Metazoa; Chordata; Actinopteri; Cyprinodontiformes; Poeciliidae. The coding region runs from base 50 to 406 and encodes 118 amino acids. The transcript is spliced from 3 exons.